AUGUCGACGGGGGCGCCGCCCCAGAUUGCGGAUCUCGCGCCUCCAUCCAAUGGACAUGCUCAUGAUCUUAAUCACAGUCAUGGGCACAGCCGCAGUCGUGGCCACAGUCGAACCGCUCGCUGGGCUCGACCACCUCCCAUCUCGGUAGGGAGCUCCAAUGGCAAUCCACCGCCACUUGCGCAGUCGCCGCCGGACGCGGCAAAUGCCAACUAUUCAUAUACUCAUGCAAGCAAGCCAUCGUGGUCUGGUCAUCACUACUCCGCCUCCACCUCUCACUCAAUUUCGCACCACGCACCUACCCACAGCCACAACCACAACCACACCCAUAGCGUGGCAUCCGUUCAUGAUGCGGCGCAUGAUCACGAUAUAAAGGCAGCGUCUGGCGCCUAUACAAAGCACAACUCGCACGGCUCUGAGCAGAUACAUGAGAUAUUCACCGGUUCUCUAAUCGCGUUGCCCUGGAUCGCGCUCUCCUGGUACCCGAGGAAAUGCGCACAGGAAAGCCAAUCCGUUGAGGGCAUCGCGGCUGUAAAUGCUUGCACCUCCGGUUUGGAAAGUGGCCACGCCGGACAGAAGACUCUUUUUUUGACAGCGAUGACUCUUCUUAUUUUUGGAUUCGGCCGGCUUGCGCGAUUGAAUCAUCAAAAUGCAGCUUCAAUGAGCACCUCAUCAAUCAAAUCUCCGACUCCGGAUGGUAAGACCGUCAAGGCUGCCCUUCUACAAAUGCUCUCCAUCGGACUUCCCAUUUUCGCUACUCUGGAGAUCGGGGGGUUCUUGGUCGCAUUUGCAUUACUUCUUGCUAGGGCAUCCGGGCUGCCAAACCUGAUGCAUGCGGAUCUGCGUACUGCAAGCACCGAGCGUUAUACUCAGAAGCCCUAUACGAUUGCUCUUAUUGGAGCAGCCGGAUUAAUGAGCUUUUUGGGCAUGAAUCAAUCCUGGGAUUCCUCGCCUCUCGCUGGGUAUCUUGCACUCACGUUCUCUCUCUUCGUUCUUUCCCCGCCUUUCCCUUCCAUUCGCCGACAGGGACCUAUUCCGGAGCCAGGUCUCGUGGCGGAAAAGGCAUCGGAUGCGAGCCAGUCAUCGGUCCUCGUGACAACCGAUGCACCAUUGGCCCUUGUCUCGGGAGUUUUCUUGGCUGUACUGAGUUUGACUCUUUCUCGAGGGCUGCCCUUCAGUAUGUCGGAACUGGUCUAUCUUCUAGCUCCCGCCGGGCUUUUGGCAGCCUCCCUGAUGGUCUCAUUUCCGAGGGGUCUCCGUUCCCCGAAUAAAGUUGGUCUGGCUGUUAGCGCUGGAGCAGUCGCCCUUUUGUGCUCCCCGCACAUUCGGGAUGAUUUUAUAGUUGUCUAUGUCGCGCGAUGUGUUCUGGCUGCUGGUUCUUUCUUCGCAUCAAGAAUGGAUGACAGCCACCUCCGUUCGGAUGCUCAUUCGCACAACCACUCGCACAGUCAUUCCCACAGCAUGGCCGAGUCUUCACGAGUCACCAAGUGUCUUGUUCACCGCAGCGAAGCCUACCCCUUGCUGCACAGCAUUCUCAAGGAAAAAGAUUCUCGCAGCAUCUUCUACUUCAUGUGCCUCAACUUUACCUUCAUGCUUGUUCAAUUGUCGUAUGGCUUUUUAACUGGCUCUCUCGGACUACUUAGUGACAGUAUUCAUAUGUUCUUUGACUGCCUUGCACUGGUUGUCGGACUGUGUGCCGCUGUUAUGAGCAAAUGGCCGCCCAAUGCUCAGUUCCCCUAUGGUUAUGGCAAGGUAGACACCUUGUCCGGAUUUGCCAAUGGAAUUUUCCUUAUGAUCAUCAGCGUGGAAAUCAUUUACGAGGCAGUGGAGCGUUUAUCAUCUGGAAGCGAAAUGCAUCGCCUUGGCGAGCUGCUGGCUGUCAGCAUUGCCGGUCUGGCGGUGAAUCUGGUCGGCAUUUUCAGCUUCGAGCACGGCCACCACCAUGGCCAUGAUCACGGGCACGGGCACGACCACUCUCAUGGCAAUGAGAAUAUGCACGGCAUUUUCUUGCACAUUUUGGCCGACACCCUUGGCUCAGUGGCGGUGGUCAUUUCUACCAUUCUAGUGCACUAUACCGGGUGGGCUGGAUAUGAUCCUCUGGCAUCAUGCUUUAUCGCCAUAUUGAUCUUUGCCUCGGCAAUCCCGCUGGUUAGUAGCACGGCUAAGACCCUGCUGCUGACCUUGCCUGCCGAUACCGAGUAUAAUGUUCGUGAAACUCUUGCCGGAGUGAGCACUUUACGGGGUGUGGUCAGCUACACGGUGCCAAAGUUCUGGCUUGACGACACCAGUGCGAACUCGUCUGGACAUGACCACGCUCAUUCUCAUGACCACUCUGGUCAUUCUGUCUGUGAUCACGGUCAUGGUCACGGUCAUAGCCACGCUCACAAUCACGAUGACCGCAGUCACGGCCACAACCAUGACCACGAUCACAGCCACGAUCAUGAUCAUGCCCACGACCACGACCACGGCCACGCACACGAACACGAACACGAACACGAACAAAAGAAACAAAAGGUUUUUGGUGUGAUUCACGUCAUUGCUUCUCGUGGGUCAGAUCUGGAAGAUGUUCGGCAACGAACUGUCAGCUAUCUCCAGGAUAAGGGCGUGGAUAUAGUGGUUCAGGUGGAGCGUGAUGGCGAUGGGCGCUGUUGGUGCGGUGGUGGACAUAAGAGCUCUUAA
Penicillium atrosanguineum is the source of this 2676-nucleotide messenger RNA. Its product is annotated as metal cation transporter MSC2. Gene Ontology annotation, cellular component: membrane; Golgi apparatus. Gene Ontology annotation, biological process: intracellular zinc ion homeostasis; zinc ion transport; transmembrane transport. The transcript has 3 exons. NCBI's taxonomy places the organism in Eukaryota, Fungi, Ascomycota, Eurotiomycetes, Eurotiales, Aspergillaceae. Gene Ontology annotation, molecular function: zinc ion transmembrane transporter activity. Bases 1 to 2676 code for a protein of 891 amino acids. The record is from RefSeq and is a predicted model, not a curated record.